UUAAGAAUUAGAACAAACUGGCCUCGCAAUAACAAAAAGACCCUUCUAUUUUGAAAACAGUACUUGAAUCAGGCAUCUGCAAAUGUAACUAUAUUACUAAUGCAUCUUAGAACUCUUGUACACGCUGGCAUCCAAAGCCUGCAGACGUUUGCCGGAAAAUAAAAAAAAAUACAGGUAAAGAAGAUCAAAAUUUCUGCCGUGUAAAUCAUGAAGUAUAUUUUAUUAAUUUUUACAUGUGUGUCGAGUGCGUACUUCGUGCGCGGGCAGUCAUCAUGUUCUACGCCCAGUGGUGGAAAAGGGCAUUGCAUAUCUAUAUACAAGUGCUCUCCUCUCGUCACAAUAAUAAACAAAAAGGAAAGAACACAACAAGACAUUGACUUUUUGAGAAAAUCACAGUGUGGCUUUGAGGGACAAACACCGAAGGUAUGCUGUCCAGUAGAGUGUUAUACACCUGACGGAAAACCAGGCAAAUGCAUCAGUAUAAAUUCUUGUCAACACUUGCUAUCGAUGCUUGAACCGCCAUCGCCCAAGGAACACAUCGAAUAUGUACAAAAUUCUAAAUGCGAUAGUUUAGAACAAUACAGCGUGUGCUGCGGCCCUCCCAGUAAAAAAUUCGAAAAACCAAUUCAAGAUGGCAAUUGUCAAGACAAUAUAAACGCAUUCCCGCCAGACCCGUUAAAUGGAUGCUGCGGAAUUGAUGGUAAAGUGAACAAUAAGAUUUUUGCUUAUGGAGGAAUAGCAACGGGCAUUGACGAAUACCCGUGGCUGAUACUGAUCGAGUACGUAAAGAACGGAGUCGUCAAAACGUUGUGUGGUGGAUCAUUAAUUAGCGCCAAAUAUGUGUUGACAGUCGGCCAUUGCGUCGCCGGGAGCAUUUUAAAACAAGGAACCCCAAAAAACGUGCGUCUUGGCGAAUAUGAUACAAGCAACGAUGGGAGAGAUUGUGUAGUGACACAGGAAAAUGAGAUGGACUGCGCGGAUCCUCCCGUUACUAUACCCAUCGAGCUCACCAUCCCCCAUCCUCAAUACGACCCCAUCACACGGAAAAACGACAUCGCUCUGAUCAGGAUGAAGCAAAAUGCACCUUACACAGAUUUCAUUCGGCCCAUUUGCCUCCCAACAGUGGACGUCACUGCGUCCCCCCCACAAAACUUCACGCUAUUUGUGGCAGGCUGGGGGGCGUAUAAUGAGACCGUUAAGAAGAGCAAUAUCAAGCUACACGUGUCUGUUCCGUAUGUCAAAUUAAAUGAGUGUAUACCAGUGUACAACCUCACUAAACGCAGUGCCCCCUUAUGGGACAAGCAAUUGUGUGCGGGCGGUGAGAAGGACAAGGACUCGUGUAAAGGGGACUCAGGCGGCCCCCUCAUGUACAUGAAAGGACGGAUCCAGGAAAUUAUAGGACUCGUCAGCUUCGGAACGAAGCCGUGUGGACUGGAAAAAGUUCCAGCCGUGUAUACCAAAGUUUACGAAUACAUCACUUGGAUCCGCGAUACGCUGAAGCCUUGAAAUUGAAACUGUAAUUUAUUAAGCUAGAAGAAUGUGUUAUGAAUUAUGUAUAAUUAAAAUAUUAAAUGUAAUUGUAGUAUAUAAAAAAAAAUUAAAAUUAAAAUGUUAAUAAUA
Galleria mellonella (greater wax moth) is the source of this 1620-nucleotide messenger RNA. Its product is annotated as phenoloxidase-activating enzyme-like. The transcript has 8 exons. Gene Ontology annotation, biological process: proteolysis. The coding region runs from base 208 to 1506 and encodes 432 amino acids. Gene Ontology annotation, molecular function: serine-type endopeptidase activity. NCBI's taxonomy places the organism in Eukaryota, Metazoa, Arthropoda, Insecta, Lepidoptera, Pyralidae. The record is from RefSeq and is a predicted model, not a curated record.